Molecule: messenger RNA, 417 nt
Organism: Sebastes umbrosus (honeycomb rockfish)
Lineage: Eukaryota; Metazoa; Chordata; Actinopteri; Perciformes; Sebastidae
Product: small lysine-rich protein 1
Exons: 3
Coding region: 140-391 (83 amino acids)
Source: RefSeq, a predicted model, not a curated record
CUACGACAACAGAACAUAAACAAAUGGGGUAUCGCUGUCCCAGCUGGAGCCAUUCAGUUGCCACUUACAACAGUGCCAAGUCCAGAACUGAUGGGUAAAUAAUCCCAUCAUUUUGGAAGUGACCUUGACAUCUUUCAUCAUGCCCACCAAAUCCAGGAAAUCAAAGUCACAAAGUUCUAGGCCCACGAAGAAGACUGGGAGUCCAAAAACACCCAAAAAUCGGUCCGCCAGUGCCAAACCCACCAAGACAGAGGUGGACAUCCUCGGCCCAGCAGCCAUGGAGAACGUCUACUACAUUUCUCACAACGCAGUGGACUGUCUGAAGUUCAGAGGAUUUGGGUGGCCAAAUGCAGAUAAAAAGAAGAAGGGAGCAAAACGGAAGAAGCAAUAGUAAAUUAUACAUUUUGCCAAACCUAA